Messenger RNA from Lentinula edodes (shiitake mushroom), 630 nucleotides. RefSeq lists its product as uncharacterized. The transcript has 4 exons. Gene Ontology annotation, molecular function: acireductone dioxygenase [iron(II)-requiring] activity. Gene Ontology annotation, biological process: L-methionine metabolic process. The coding region runs from base 1 to 630 and encodes 209 amino acids. The record is from RefSeq and is a predicted model, not a curated record. NCBI's taxonomy places the organism in Eukaryota, Fungi, Basidiomycota, Agaricomycetes, Agaricales, Omphalotaceae.
AUGCCACUGCAUGCGUAUCAUCAUGAUAAUAAAUCCGGAGACCCCGGUCAUCCCCACCAUUCCUCGCAUUCGGUUCCAAUUGACUACCUUGCCUCCCUCGGUAUCCCCAUUACUUCGUUCGAAGGACCAGACUUCGAGGGCAACGCUCGAAAAAUUGCAAAGGAACAAGGUUACCCGUUAACAGAAAAGUCGACUUUCAUAUGGGACCUCCACGAACCCCUGAGUAGUUCGCCUAUGGUCAAGCAUCAUGCCCACAAAAUUAAAGAGGCAUCGCGCAAUGAGUAUUUCCCUUCAAUGAAGUUAACGAUCCUGUUUUUAAAAUUCAUACUACAUAACAGGAUUGAUUUCAAGAAGCUUAUAAUUAUCCCGGAUUAUCUGGUCGCCAUCAUUGCGGGCAGCGUUUAUCUCGACGUCGAAGACCCUCUCAAACAAACAUGGAUUCGUGUUGAACUGCCAGCGGGGACGCUUUUGCACAUUCCUGCCGGGGUAUCCCGGCGCAUUGCAACCGAAAAUGUUAGGGCGCUCAUGUUCCUCAAGGAUGAAUCGGAUAUCCAAGUGUUAUGGGACAAGGAAGCAGAAGCACACCCCAUCCGUCAGGAGUAUUUGAGGAGCAUGAAUAUUGGAUUGUGA